CCCUUGAUCUAGUCUGGCUAGUCGAACGAAUCAAAUGCCUGUGUAUUGUCUUCACAGUCAGAGAAGGGGAAUCGCUUCCUCUUUAUCAGACUCUCUGGACUAUAUUCUCAGGUGAGCCGGAAGAAAACAGAAACAAGAGCUGGUAUUUACUGGGAUAUCAGUUCCUGCAGGACCAGGCGCAAUCUUUCUGAUGAUUCAGCAAGAUACUGGGAGUUUCUGGACUCAUUUUCCAAGAGUGUUUCCUGUUUUGCUUCCCCCCCCCCUUUUUAACUGUCUACUGAUUUCCUGCCUUGGACCACAGUUGCAAUGGCAUCACUGAAUGUUAAACUGCAGAGUUGUUUGAAAAACCGUCGCUCGACUAUCAACUGUCUGCCCAAGGGUGUAGAGGACAUCAAAACAUUCCCGUUUUCUCAGGAGAAAGCAGUCAAAGCUUGGACAUCUCUGGAGAAUCUUGACAGUCCGGGCACCAAACCAGCGAGCCCCAAAGGAGAGGAAAGACAGGAAAGGCAACAGGUCAUCAUUGUUAAUGUUGGGGGGAAGGUGUUUCAUAUCCCCAAACAGCAUGCUGCUAAGUAUCCUCAGACUAGGAUAGGCUCAUUGGCCCUGUGCAAUGACCGAGCAAAACUCCUAACGCUUUGUGACGACUACUCUGUACGCAAAAAUGAAUUCUUCUUCGAUCGGGACCCUGCAUUUUUCCACCAUGUUUGCCAUUUCUACACAAGCGGAGUUUUGUGGGUGAUACGUGAAAUGUGCCCCAUCAACUUUGAGGAGGAGAUCGCAUACUGGGGCCUGAGCCUGAAGGACACCCAGCUUUGCUGCUGGAUGGUGUUCCAGGAGAAGGUGGACGAUGUGAAGGACAACCUUAAAGUGGACCGGGAGCUGAUGGCUGAGAUCGAGGUCAAGUACGAUGACGAGUGUUUCAAAGAAAUGGUCUUUGGGAAUGUGCGAAAGUCGCUGUGGAACCUUGUGGAGAAUCCAUACUCUUCAAUUGUAGCUAAGGCUUUCACUGUAGUCUCCAACCUUCUUGUGCUGUUCUCCAUCUUUGCAAUGACCCUCAACACCGUGGAGGAACUUCACAUGUAUAAAAUAAACGGCAAAACGUACAUGGAAUGGGUGGAGAUCCUCACCAUUAUAUUCUUCACCUUUGAAUAUGUCAUUCGCCUUGUCACCAAUCCGAACAUUGUGAUCUUUUUGAAGAGCGGACUCAACUUUGUGGACAUGGUGGCUGUCAUGCCGUAUUUCUUCCAGAUAGUCUUCGAAGUCUUUUCUGACCAGGAGAACAUGAGCGCACAGGAGGACCUCAAGACCAUGGCUCGGGUCAGCAAACUCAGCCAGGUCCUCAAAGUCAUCAAGCUAAUGAGGAUCUUUAGGAUUUUAAAGCUUGCUCGACAUUCCACGGGCAUGAGAGCGUUUGGCUUCACCCUGCGGCAGUGUUACCAGCAGGCCUCUUGUAUUCUCCUUUUUAUUGCCAUGGGAAUCUUCACUUUCUCUGCUCUCCUUCAUUCAGCCGAGAGAGAGACUGAGGGAACUCCUAUCAGCAGUAUCCCACAUGCCUGGUGGUGGGCUGCAGUCAGCAUCUCCACUGUGGGCUAUGGGGAUGUGGUUCCUGUAACUAUCCUGGGCCGCUUUGUGGCCUUCGGCUGCAUCUCAUUCGGUAUCAUCCUCAACGGCAUGCCGAUCUCUUUCCUCUUCAACAAGUUCUCUGAUUACUAUUCCAAGCUAAAAGCCCAGGAGUACAACACCAUAUUAGUGCAGCGGCGCUUUUACCUGAAGAAGCGCCUCCGACGCAAAUUGGACAUGUGUUUUCGUCCCGCAGAGGAAGAAAGUACGGCUGACAGCCAGUGCGAGUUCCCACACAGUGAAUCUAAUGAUGAUAACUGAUGUGUGUCUUAAGUUUGAAUAUGUUAUUUGGUAAACGAAACUGAGUCUUCAUGCAUGACAAUGUGUAAAGAAGUGAGAAAAUCAACUGACUUUAAAAGCAGGUUCAAAGAGAAAGUGGACUGUUUUGCACAGAAGUUGUCACUAUCAUUCCUUUGAUUCAUCAGCCACAACUUUCUUAUAAACCAGAUCAACAGAGGGAAAGUUUCUCAGCCCUGAUGAUUAUAAGCCACGUGUUUGUAUUUUAUAUUCAAAGAACUUGUUAUUGUGCUGUAAACGAUUGGUGAGUGUCAUGAAGUCUCCACAUUUGAAAUAUACAAUCAGGUGAGCUGUGUGUCUUUAAAGUGGGCUUGGACCGGAAAAUUACUGAAUUGUAAACGAGUGCCUGUGAAUGAAUAAACAUAGAAACUGUGUGAAUGUUUUUUAUAAACAUACACUUGUGUUUCCACCAAUACUGUCACAUAUUUAACAUGAACCCAUUCUAUCAAAUGAGUGAUUAAAAAGUACUGUUGGCUGAAGUCUUUUAAAUUAAAUUAAAUGUGAUCAUCUCAAGCUCUUCAUUAUGACACUGCAGAGUUAUCAACGCUGAUUCCAACAGAUAAAAAACAUGUUUUUGUCAAAAUAGAAGUCAACACUGACAGCGAGAAACCAUUCUGUUUUUGAGAAGAUGACCUGGACAAUGAAGAGCUCCUCCACUUUUUUAAUGUUUCAGUUACAAAAAGGGUUUUUCCCCAGAGACAUGUUGGGAGGAGAGAGCAGGGGGAGGACAUGCAACAAAGGGCAGAGGUUGUAUUCACGCCCACAGCCGCUGUGAUGAGGACCGCACGGGGCAUGCGGCAUAACUGCCAGGCUUUCAGGUGCCCAAAAUUUUAUGCUGACAUUUGAUGGCUACUUUGUCAUGAUGUGGUAGAAAUCCGUUGCUUGGGGUUUCCUGUGUGAACUAUAAGAAACCUAUAGAAUAAUUUCCUGUGAUCUGACAACACUGCCUGUCUGCCCACAUGCUCAGAGAAGGGGAAAUCUUCUCCAUGUAUUCAGCCUUUGUGCAAAGCGAUUUAGCUAAUGGCAGGGUCCUGUCCUUAUUUCUACUGUGCAUGUAGGGUGGUGGUCUUUCAGUCUUUCCAACCUUCAGUAUAAUGUGAUAACUCUUCUGUGUUUUGUCCCACAGUCCCUUGAUCUAUUUUGUAUAUAUAUGUCUAAAUUAUAUCAGCUUUAAUGAACCAAUGAGUUUCUUAUGUGUGAGCAAAGCUAUACAUUCCAAUCAAGACUCCUCUACGGGGAAGUUCAUGUCAUUCAAAGAAACAUGGUGUCUAACCUGUGACAUCACAAAUCAAUCUGAUUUAAGGCUGGUCCACUGUUUUAUUUUGUCACCGUUUAGAUCACUAUUUGGGAUCUGUAAUGCACCUCAGGUGUAAAUAAAAACAAAAAACAACAACAC
Labrus mixtus (cuckoo wrasse) is the source of this 3313-nucleotide messenger RNA. Its product is annotated as potassium voltage-gated channel subfamily V member 2-like. The transcript is spliced from 3 exons. Gene Ontology annotation, biological process: protein homooligomerization; potassium ion transmembrane transport. The record is from RefSeq and is a predicted model, not a curated record. Lineage: Eukaryota; Metazoa; Chordata; Actinopteri; Labriformes; Labridae. Gene Ontology annotation, molecular function: delayed rectifier potassium channel activity. The coding region runs from base 307 to 1881 and encodes 524 amino acids. Gene Ontology annotation, cellular component: membrane; voltage-gated potassium channel complex.